UGAACCAGGAAGUACCGGGAGUUAACAUGGCUUCGAAAGGACAGGUCGAGAGUUUAACCGAGGAGGUAAUUUGUUCCAUCUGCCUGGAUUUCUUCACCGAUCCGGUUAUACUGGAGUGUGGACACAACUUCUGCCGCUCCUGCAUCACACGGUGUUGGGAAAGGGAGGAGAGAAACUCCUGCCCGGAAUGUAGAGAGGAGAUUGCAGACCGCACCCUCAGGGCCAGUCAGGCCUUGGCAAAUCUGUCUGAGAAAGCUCGAAAACUAAACCUGAAUCCGACAGAGAAGGAAAAUAAACUUCUCUGCGCGGAACAUGAGGAAGAACUGAAGCUGUUUUGUGAGACGGACAAGAAACUGAUCUGCCUGAUCUGUGCGACUGCGCGGGAACACAAGUCUCACAACUUCAUGCCGGUUAACGAAGCCAUUAAAAUGUACAAGGGUCGGGUUAAAUCUUCCUUAGACUCUCUCACAAAAAAGGAAUCGGACUUACGGGAAAUAGAGCAGCAGCAGAAAGAGAAGAUUUCUGGAGUUCGGGAACAGUCACAAAGCAUUCAGUCCCAGAUCACAUCCCAGUUUGAUGAACUGCGCCGGAUUCUCACUGAGACAGAGCAGCGUGCACUCCGAGAUAUCAGGGAAGAAGAGGAGAGGAUUCUAAAUACAAUGAAGAAAAAUCUUCAAGAGAUUCAAGAGAAUUUAAAUUGUAUUCAGGAGGAAAUCUCAAAGUUACAGGAACAGAUGGAUCAACAAGAAAAUGUCACAUUCCUCAUGGAGGAAGCUUGUCGGGAGAUGAGGGUUAGUGAGGAUACCCAGACAUUGUCGGUGACAGAUGAUGCCCUAUUGGUUGAAAAAUUUGAUCAUCCCUAUUUGCUUAACAGAGCAUCGGAAGAAGUGUUUGGCAGUAUUAAGCGAGUCUCUGUCACCCUGGAUGUGGAAACGGCGAGUCCGCGGCUCGAGGUGUCUGAGGAUCGGAAGAGUGUGAAAUUGACCGGGACCCGGAGGGAUCUCCCUGACACCGGGAAGAGGUUCACAGGCUGGUUUUCUGUGCUGGGAUCGGAGGGAUUCACAUCGGGGAGACAUUACUGGGAGGUGGAGGUGACGGGGAAUCGGCGGUGGGGUCUGGGAGUCGCCGCAGAGUCGGUGGAGAGGAAGAUAUGGGUCGGACCCAGUCCGGAGACCGGAUUCUGGAUCAUCAGGCAGCUUGAUGACGAGAUGUGGGUUCACACCUCUCCUGUGUCCCGUCUCCCUGCCGAUCCCAUCCCCGGGAGGGUGGGAGUUUAUCUCCGUUACGAGUCCGGGACAGUUUCAUUUUACAACGCGGAGACCAAGUCCCAUCUCCACACCUUCACUGGGAAUAAAUUCACGGAGAAACUUUAUCCUUUGUUCUGGACUAGGGAUAAAAACCAGUGGCUGAGAAUCUGCUCCGGUUCCGCUCCGGGUCUGUAAACGGGUCGGUUCUGGGACUGGCGUCAGGAGUAAGUCGGUGCAAAUAUAAAUGUGCGGAGAGUGAAAUAAACACGAUAUGAGAA
Molecule: messenger RNA, 1525 nt
Organism: Hypanus sabinus (Atlantic stingray)
Lineage: Eukaryota; Metazoa; Chordata; Chondrichthyes; Myliobatiformes; Dasyatidae
Product: E3 ubiquitin-protein ligase TRIM39-like
Exons: 6
Coding region: 27-1442 (471 amino acids)
Biological process (GO): protein ubiquitination
Molecular function (GO): protein binding; zinc ion binding; ubiquitin-protein transferase activity
Source: RefSeq, a predicted model, not a curated record